Paracoccidioides lutzii Pb01 is the source of this 477-nucleotide messenger RNA. RefSeq lists its product as hypothetical. The transcript is spliced from 2 exons. Bases 1 to 477 code for a protein of 158 amino acids. The record is from RefSeq and is a predicted model, not a curated record.
AUGGCUCACAGCCGGAACUACCAACAACAUCAACCCCAGCAUUUCCACCAAUACAGCUCCGUGAGUCGCAAAUUGCCUAUAAUAGACUACGCAAAUCCAGAUCUGACCCAAGCCGUGACUGCUCAGUAUCAAAAUCCAGCAAUCCAAUAUCCAAGCUCCUCCAUCGCACCGGCCAUGAGCUACUCCUCAUCAACGGAUAGCAACAGUUCCACGAGGACGGCGUCCAGCAUGGCCUCCAUGGGCAGCGCACAGCCGGCAUACUACAUCCAUCCCACCACUUCAAGUUUUACAGACCCAAACUAUCAUCAACAACUACGCCAAACUUCCCCCCCCAACGCCAUCCAGGACUAUAUAAUGGUCACUCAGCAGAGCCCGACGACGCCGGCAAAAUCAACUAGGGGUUCUGGUGUAGAAAGCUCCCUGAAAGACCACUCUAUAAAUUAUUCACACUGCCCCACACUGCCACCCCUAGAGUGA